UUGAAGCUUUCUCUCCCUCGCCUUUAGUCUGUUCCCCCAAUCCCAUCCCCACAUCUAAUUUGCAAGCCGGCCGUGACCUACACUAGCAUUCUUGGAUGUCCAGAGAAAGUAUAUACAGGGAGAGAUUAGAUGAGAUAGCAAAGAAGUUGAAAACAGAAUUCGAUGCAUCGUCACAGAUGGGAAGGAGAAACAUGUUAGGUCCUCCAGGAACCUUGAAUACCAUUACUCCAUGUGCCGCUUGUAAGCUGCUCAGACGAAGAUGUGCGGAAGAAUGCCCUUUUUCUCCUUAUUUUUCCCCACAUGAACCCCAGAAAUUUGCUGCUGUUCACAAAGUUUUUGGUGCUAGCAACGUUUCCAAGAUGCUCAUGGAGGUCCCUGAGAAUCAAAGAGUUGAUGCUGCAAAUAGUUUGGUAUACGAAGCAAACGUGAGACUAAGAGAUCCAGUAUACGGAUGCAUGGGGGCAAUUUCAGCAUUGCAACAACAGGUUCAAUCUUUACAGGGCGAACUUCAUGCAGUUAGGAAUGAGAUACUGAGAUAUAAAUAUAGAGAGGCUGCAAAUAAUAUCAUAGCAUCUACUCAUGCUGCUUUGGUCUCCUCUGGAAAUCAUGUAUCUGUUGCUAUGAUGCCACAAGCUCCGGCUACUCCAACUCCCACCCCCGCUCCCGCUCCUUCUACUCCCACACCAGCUCCCGCACCACCUCCUCCACCACCGGCCCAACCUUCUGCUUCUCUUGUUGUUGUUUCCACCACUUCUUCUGCUCCUUCAGCUCCAUCUUUGUACACCCCACCUUCUAGCACAGCUAGUUUUAGCACUAUCACAAACAAUAAUAUACCCUUUUUCGAUUAAUCUAUCAAUUUCACCCACAGAUUUUUUUCCCAUCAUAUCUCUCCGUAUACGACUUCGUUUGAGCUGAAAAUUGCCUAUCAACAGAAGUAAAUGACCCAUUCAUUUAGUUAGGCAGCACGAGUCACAUUCUUAAGACAUCAAAAGUUAGGUCAAAGCCAAAGAGAAGAUAAAGAAACCGACCCUAUUAUCCUCAUCCUACACAGAAAAAUACCAGUGUACUAUUUGGCCUUAAAUAUUCGGAUUGUAGAUUCUUGUUUUUGUCUUUGCUUGACUUAGAUGAAUGGUGCCUGAUUAGAAAUAAAAAGAAAGAGGACUGAGGUUAAUGAAGCAUAAGCAAUGUGUUUAUUGAAGCCUUUUCCUAUUCUGUUUUUAUAUAUUUAUUUCAGGACUUUGUGUUUUUGUUUUUCUUUUCUCGUUCAAAAAGAACUUUUCUUGAAGAGACAAAUUCUUGUUAAACUAUCGGUACCUGCAACUACUGACCUUCAUUAGGGUUUCUGAAGGAAACUCCACCCUUUAUACAUCUACUGGGCUUUCCGUAUUUGCCGUCCCUUUGGGGUUGGAGUUGAUAGUAUCAGACCAGGUUUCUGUAACUAAAGAAAAAAAAUCCAAAUGGAAACUAGCUGGUUCCCAGAAUGAAAAUUCUGAAUUUCCGAGAGCUAGCUUGCCUUAAUUUUCCGAGGAGGCCUUUCUUUCCCCUGGUUUCAAAAACUUCAAACACGCGAAGAUCGAAUGGGAGCUUGCACGUGUGGGGUACAAGGACAAUGCCCUCAGUAGUGAACUACAAAUUGGAAGUCUGAAACUCUCUGCUGCUCAUACAUGCAAGUCUGUGCCCGUUAAAGGAACUUCAAGAUUAAGGAAUGCCAGAGACUCCAGAGAGGAGACAAAAAGUAUUGUACAUGUGCAAGAUCAGAAACAUGACCCCGAGUUCCGGUCAGAAUUGCAGUGCCGUAACGUUAUAUUAUUUUCCUCCUUUUUGUUUUCGUAUUGUGAAUUUUAUAUCAUUAUUCUCCCAAUAGAUUUUUGUAGUUUAGAUUCUUGUUCUUUUUUUUUUUUUUUUUGCCUGGAAUGUGAAAAAAUUUAUGCUACUUAUUGCCCAGGAUUUAGCUACAGCAAGCUUGUUCUACGCGAGUACUGAACUCGCAUCUAAGGUAUCGUACUAAGUUGGUGUGGCUGUGGCUGUGGCUGUGGUGGUAUAUAUGACAGAAAAUGC
Coffea arabica (coffee) is the source of this 2058-nucleotide messenger RNA. Its product is annotated as LOB domain-containing protein 15-like. The record is from RefSeq and is a predicted model, not a curated record. NCBI's taxonomy places the organism in Eukaryota, Viridiplantae, Streptophyta, Magnoliopsida, Gentianales, Rubiaceae.